Molecule: messenger RNA, 598 nt
Organism: Moneuplotes crassus
Lineage: Eukaryota; Ciliophora; Spirotrichea; Euplotida; Euplotidae
Source: the annotation of a GenBank genome assembly
AUGAAUAAAUAAAAUAGAGUUUAAAGAGUACCUCAAGCAUUUCUCACAACUGUCCAGACUUUCUCAGAAUAAGUACAAUAAAGAGCUCUUGAACAAAAUGAUAGACAACAGCUUGCAGAAAGAGUCUAUAUUUGACAGUGAAAUCUCUAAAAGUCAAAAAUAUCCUUUGAUUUCAAGGAAAUCUAGGAUGAGCUCAUAUACUGCUGGCAAAGAUAUUAGAAUUCACAAGAAGAGCAACAGAUAUGCCAGUUCAAAAUCUGUCAAAAAUAUAGAAAGAAAAAGAGAGAUAACCAAUAAGAAAGAUUCCAAACUCAAAGACUUCGAGAGUUAUGUUUUAUCCAGCCCAAAGAAUAACAGAACUGCAGUUAAAGAUAUCAGACACAAAACUAUUGAAGCUCGUGCUCAGUGUCAAAAGAAGGUACCAAAAAGAUGCUUAAGGAAAUCAUUCAAAAGACAGGCCACUCUUAUUCUUAAAUCUAUCGAUGCAGAACUUAGAUCAAGUAUUUGAGUCGCAAAGGAGCUCAAAACAGCAAAAAAGAGAAGAGAAAGAAAUGAAGAAUCUUCCAAGAAGAUACUAGAUUACUACUCAAGUAAAUAA